Molecule: messenger RNA, 2435 nt
Organism: Chilo suppressalis (striped riceborer)
Lineage: Eukaryota; Metazoa; Arthropoda; Insecta; Lepidoptera; Crambidae
Source: the annotation of a GenBank genome assembly
AAGGUGUCAAUUUAAAAAAACAGUUACGUACGCGGUUCUUUGUAAAAUUGAAAUAAAAAUUUAUAAAAUUGGAAAAUGGCAGAAUUUGCUACUCCUAUCAAGAAAAAUAAAGGAUCUGAUACUAAUGAAACUAUUACAAUUCCACCGUCGCCAUUCUUACCCCGAAUCGGUUAUGGUACAGGAGUAAAUGUGGUGCAGCUGGUUAGAUCACCCCGAGCAGGUCAAAUUCGGUCACCAUGGGCGUUGAAGAUGCUUAACAAGAGAGUGAAGCCAUGCAAAGUGUACUCUGAACGAAUAAAAGUUGAGGCAGAGCUGCUGCAACGCAUGUCACACCCUAAUAUUGUUGGGUUCAGAGCGUUCAGUAAGACUAAGAUUCUAUAUUUGGGAAUGGAAGCAUGUGAUUUAUCGCUUGGAGAUAUGAUAGAAAAGAGGGUUGAAGAAGACGUUGGACCUUUUGUUCAGAAAAAAAUAUUGAAGGUAGCUGUAGACAUUGGAAGUGCACUGGAUUACCUGCACACUAAAAUGCAAAUAUUACAUGGAGAUUUGAAGUCUUACAAUGUUCUUGUCAAUGGUGAUUUUGUUAUAUGCAAACUGUGCGACUUUGGUGUCACUGUUCCGCUGGACGAGAAUGGGGUCUUUGACAAAGAAAAAGCUGGAAAAUCUGUUUAUUAUGGUACAGAAGCUUGGAGUGCUCCAGAAGUAAUCCAUGGAGGCACCAUAUCAAACAAGACAGAUGUGUGGUCGCUGGGGCUCACUCUGUGGGAGAUGAUGGCUCUAAUGCCACCACACACACAGAUCGAUGACAGUUUAGACGAGAGCAUGGAAAUGCUCGAUGAGUCCGCUGCUAGUGAGGAAGACUUCUUCUCUGAGAGAUAUGGCACCCGACCAGCAAUACCGGCUAACAUAUCUACAGAAGAAUAUGGCGCAGUACUGUCGAUAUUCUGGUGGUGCUCGCAGGAACAAUAUCAACAGAGGCCUUCUGCUGCAGAACUGUCUAAUGCUGCCUCACAAGCGUUACAACAGUGCCAUACAAAUAAAUAACCUUGCUUGAAGUUGAUAAUGGUGUCGAUUCCGGCAUGAUUCUCUAAACUUAAAACUAAAUUUAAAAUCAGUCUCUCCUUUUCAUUCCGUAUACAGAAAGACAAAGACAGACUGUUGUCAAAUCUAAGUUUAGGUUUAAAUAAUCGUGCCAGAAUCGACACCAAUGCUAUAAUAAUAUGGAAUAGUUUACGUACUAAGGCCUAAAGUCCCUGUAGCAUAUUUGCUAAAUCUCAACCUCAAAAUCUAGAUGUAACCCAUGAUGUAUUUUUUUUAAAUCUAGUUUUAACAGAUUUGUGUGCACUUUAGGUCGUCCACUUGCAACAAAUUGACUUGACGUUUCAACAUUUUUGUACGGGUUAAAUCUAGAGACAACUAGCGGACCGGCCUUACUAAUAGCAUAAUUAUAAUAAGAAGAAUAAUGUCAUACCUGACUAGUGCCACCAACUAGUAUAAUGUGAACCGCUUCAGAUGGUUGCAUAACUCAAGCGUACACACAAUUUUAUCAUAAUCAGUCCAGCCAUUCAAGAGAUCAGUUAUUUGUACACAGAGAAGAAAUAUAUUUAAAAAAAAUGGAAAUGUAUGAAUGCUGCUGGUAUGUAGAACUUUUAUGUAAUGUUUAUUAUAUUAGGCAUUAUUUUGGAAUGUUAUAUGUUAAUGUUUCUCUAUGACUAGUUAUAAGUUAGACUGUUCAAUAGACUGAAGUUAUCAGCUGCUGCAAAUCAGGUCAUUCUUACGCAUCUAGUAUAAAACAGGAUGCAGUAAUAGAUGAAUCUUGAUUGAGGAGUUUUUUUUUCAACCCAUUUGCUUUAAAAAUGCAUUUACGGGAGGUUGUACACAUUAUUCGAGACUUAAAAUUUACGGGCCAUACAACGGAGCGUGCGGUAAAACAUUUUACCGCACGCUCCCCAUACAUGGCGCCGUGCGCCACCUUUACGGUAUUUUGUUAAACGUUAAAAGCGCUUUUAAUCUAUAGCUUAGUCUCACUUUAAUACUAAAAAGAAAAAGAGACGGAAGAUGUAGUUCUAAUUUUCAUUCACACGUGGCGCCAUUUAGAAAUGCCCGCCAUUUUCUUUUUGAAAAAAGUUUGCUUCAUUACUGUAAAUUAGGUAGGCAUACUGUACCCUAGCACGAACCAUUAUCGAAUUCGAGUAGUUUGCAAACCGAAAUGUCAAUGUCAAAUUUUGUAUCGAAACUUGAACAGCAGCGGCACAAAGUAUGUAACGAGAAGUAAAAAUCAGUACACAUUUGACAAUGACAUUUCGUACUCGCAAACGAAACGAAUUCGAUAUUGGUUCGUGCUAAGGGUACUGGACUAUGGUUAUCAUUACAUUUGUCUACUUGUUUGUAAUAAUAACCAACUUACCGGACUUAUAUCAUAAAUAUUUCCAUGAUUU